This is a messenger RNA of Haliotis rubra (blacklip abalone), 598 nucleotides long. RefSeq lists its product as uncharacterized. The record is from RefSeq and is a predicted model, not a curated record. The coding region runs from base 1 to 393 and encodes 130 amino acids. The transcript has 2 exons. Lineage: Eukaryota; Metazoa; Mollusca; Gastropoda; Lepetellida; Haliotidae.
AUGAUGUGGUGUGAUCCCCCUGAUUCAUCCAGCAUGAUACAUGAGAGCCUCGACUACCGAGCCGGAGUGCGACACACCCUGCAGCUCGAGGAAGUGAUCAUCAUAUUCCUGAUCGUGAUUGUGUGGAUAAUAGCAGUCUCGGUGUUCAUCCGGAAGUGGGACAACAUCCGGAUCCUGGAGCCGAUGGAGCCCAGGUAUAAACACGCACCUAAAAACCUGGAGAAUGUCAGGAUAGUGAAGCGAGCACAAGACAGUGUCAUUUACAAAAAUUACAGUCGCAAAUUAUCCUUCACCAUGGACCAGAGGGAAAAGAGAAGACUUGAAAGGCUCAAUACAGUGCCGCAGAUUGGGACAUUACCCACAAUUCAGAUGGAGGAAGUGACAGAAAUGUGAAGUCGAGCUCACAAAGUUAUCUCCCCUAAGUUGUCGUAAAUAGAUGCGUCAUUCGUGAUCACUGGCUUCAUACCGGGACAGGUAGCGAAGGAAAUGAGCAAGCGACUGGCGAAGGAUGUGAUGAUAUAUGAAAUAUGUACGUUUCCGGGUUAUGACGUCACAAUGAUAUGUCAGUCGCAAUGAGUAGCCAGCAGAUGCCAGCAUG